UCCAACAUGAAGUUGAAAUAAAUCGGCGGACCGGUUGAACCACGAAUCAGCCACGAUCCGGUUCAGUUAUGGGUUCGGUUUUAAAACUAGUUCAGAGUUUUGAACCAGCUUACUCUUCUUCUGCAAAUUUGCCAUUCCAAUCCAGUAGGACAUGGCGCGAGGGUUCAUUCUCUCAUCGCAAAGCAAAGCCACCACCACCUCCUUCAUAACAAGGGUUCGACUUUCGCCACCAAUAUGCCAAAAGCUGAUAUUCAUGUCUCCUCCUCCCCUUUGUUAUCUUCUCCGCUUGCCUCCUAAUGUAACUCCAACUCGCUCAUUUUGCUGCAAAUCUUCUCUUGCCCAAGAUCAAAUUGACGUGGCCAAGUACAAGGAGGCUUUCUCGAGGCAGAUGGCUGUGGCUGGUCUCAAACGCCAUCACCGUAUUGCUAUAGGAGUAUCUGGCGGCCCUGACAGCAUAGCGCUUUGUUUCCUAACUGCUGCCUGGAAAACUGAGUGUCCUCAUGUUGUUAGCCAAAGUGGAGGUUUUAUUGAUGGGCUUUUAGCAAUAGUUGUUGAUCAUGGACUACGUGCAGAGAGCAAAGAGGAGGCACGCAUUGUUUCCCGCCGAGUUUCUGAAAUGGGAAUCAGAUGCGAGAUUGCAUAUUGUAGUUGGUCAGAUGGCAGGCCUAAACAGGGUCAUUUGCAAGAAGAGGCAAGAGACAUGAGGUACCAAAAAUUACAGAAUAUUUGCAUGCAGCACCGAAUUGGUGUGUUACUAAUUGCACAUCACGCAGAUGACCAGGCCGAGUUGUUCAUUCUCAGACUAUCUCGCAAUAGUGGUGUGCUUGGACUUGCUGGCAUGGCAUUUACUUCCCAAACUUUCUCCUCAAGCAAGCAUUUGUAUGAUGAAGGUUCAAAUAAUGAAGGCAUACUUAUAGUGCGGCCACUCCUGCAUUUUUCUAAGGAAGAUAUGUACAAGGUAUGUCAAGUGGGCGGCCAAGACUGGGUUGAUGAUCCAACAAAUCAAAGCCUAUUAUAUGCUCGCAAUAGGAUUCGGAUGUCACUAAGAAGUUUGUCAUCAUAUACCUUCAAGUCUGAACUGCAAGCAGUAAUUUCUGCCUGUCGAAAAACACGUGCCUUUGUUGACCAAUUUUGUUUUAAUUUGAUAAAUCAGGCUCUGACCAUUGUGCAUCAGCAGGGAUAUGCCAUUAUUGAUUUAGAGAUUCUUAAUCCAUCAAAAAUUGUGGAUUUAUGCCUGGCAAAGUUCAUAGCCCUGGUCUUGCAGUUUGUCUCUCAAAGGCAGAGGCCAGUUAGAGGUCGUACUUCAAAAUUGUUGUUGGACUACAUUCGGACUUUCCCAUGCAAGACCUCUCUUACAGCAGCUGGGUGUUACCUUUGUCCAGCUACUGGGUCAAGGGGAACCAAAAUCUUAGUUUGCUGCUCUGUUGAUUGUCCCCUGCCUUCGAAAACGGUACCGACUUGCAUUCAUUCUGUUGGGGAAAGGAAGUGGUAUGUCCCAUGUGAGUUAGAGCAAAUUAUAUCUGAUGGAAAAUUGAAUUCAGACCACUUUGUUCCUGAUGCAUCAGAUGUGUAUUUUUUGGACUCUUCAUCUGAUACAGUCCUAACUGAAGCCAAAAGGCUUAAUAUUAUCAGUGAGUCAACCUAUAAGAAUAUUCUUCUGUUGCAGAGGGAUGAAAUCAAAUAUUUCAAGGCCAGAAUAGAAGAUAAUGUUGAAUCUGAGACUCAGUCAAAGGAUGAGGUUGAACAUGCAACUACAUCUUUAAGUGAACCACUUAGACCUGGGCAAAUAUGCUAUUUCAUGAACAGAUUCUUAGUCACUUGGAAACUGAGCAAGAAUAUUCCUGUUAGUGCUGUUCCUGAGAGAAGUUACUGUGAUUGGGAUUUGGGAGGGGAAAGUUGGUAUCAUCAUCUUUGGUCUUGUACACUCAGUCAUGAUAUGGUUGUUGAGGUGAGACACAUGAUUGAAACCGACUGGCUUUAUCUUGCUAAGUUGUUGAAGUGUGCAAGUUUGGAUAAUUUACAACAGCAAAGAAUUUGUACAGCGUGUGAAAGGGAACAAUCAACAGAGAAGAGAAAUCUCUAUUUAGAUUAUUUAAGGUUCUCAGCAGAAAGAGCUCUCAAGAUGUUGAAAUCUACUCCAGUUGCUGCCAGAAGAAGUCUACCUGUCCUAGUCAAUAAUCAAGGAUUGUUACUAAGCAUCCCAAGCAUUGGCUUCAAGAAUUGUCCUUGUUUGACGGUCUCAUGUGUAUUCAAACCAAGAGUACCACUCGGGGGGGGCCAUAGUUCAUUUAUGUUGCCUGUAAUUUCAGUGAAGUAGAUGUAUUCUGUGGAGCCAUUGAUUGUUGUAUUUUUCCCCAACUUGUAUCAAGUCAUCUUCAAAAGUGUAACUUCUCAGCUUGUUAUCUUUAUGGUUUCCAUCUUCUUCACGCUCGUUCCAUAAAGAAAAGGGGGCCGCACUCCACCUACUUAUUUUUCCA
Messenger RNA from Hevea brasiliensis (rubber tree), 2477 nucleotides. RefSeq lists its product as uncharacterized. Gene Ontology annotation, biological process: tRNA processing. NCBI's taxonomy places the organism in Eukaryota, Viridiplantae, Streptophyta, Magnoliopsida, Malpighiales, Euphorbiaceae. The record is from RefSeq and is a predicted model, not a curated record. The transcript has 11 exons. Bases 152 to 2317 code for a protein of 721 amino acids. Gene Ontology annotation, molecular function: ATP binding; ligase activity, forming carbon-nitrogen bonds.